UGCGCCCAACAACCCGGGAGGACCACCUCAAGGACGACUGGUUGCGUUUCGGGGCGGUUCCAGGGAAACGAGGAAACCUUUCGUCCUGCAAACGUGUGAAGGCAACCAAGCCGCCUUUCCGACGGCGAUACGUCGCGUUUGGGGACGUCGUUUGGGAAACAAUGAUGCCUUUCGCCCCCGCAAAAAUGUGUAGGCGAUUAAGCGAGCGUACAAGGCCCGAAGCGACUGCUUUCCCACGGGAAGAAAAUUCGUCCCGUAUUGUGCCCAAGGAUGCACUGGCGAGCCGGGGACUCCGAACAUAUUUAGCGCCGUGCCGGCCCAUAGUUAAGGUAGACGGUCCCACUCAACGCGCUGUCGUUCUGCUCAUAGUCUUCGGCCUCUCAGCAGACCGGCGAGAACUACCGUCAGCAAGGCGCACCUGCGUGAUGAAGUGUUGUGUGCCAGGAUGCCCUAACCGAACAGAAAAUCGGCGUGAUGGUCUGUCCUUCCAUAGAUGCUUGCAAAGGACGAUGCUACAGCAAUGAGGCAACCUUCAAGUGCACCAGCUUCAUCCACGGGAAUAUCACAGCAUCAAGAUGAGCCAGCAGGUCUCUCUGAAGUGACAAUAGCCAUGGACAUCUCCGAGGGCUUGUCAGAUGUGCUAGCAGAGGGUGCUGCUACAACUGCUAGCUCGUCCUUCGCUGAUUCAGACAUUGCUGAUGAGCCUUCCGAAAUCCAACAUGUCCUGUCUCCCAGUCGAAGGCCUACCAGCACGCUCGAGGGUGAUGCUUCUGCUGUGCUGCCUAUGCACAACCCAGCGACACCUCGAACAGCAAGGCAUACUAUGCCACAGCAAGCAGAAGACACACCUGAAAAGGCCUUUCUGAGGCACGAAGUGAGGCGUUACUCGCAACUGCAAACUGCGACCAAGAAAAAGAUCAAGACUCUGCAGCAAUCCCGUCGCCGGCUUUUACAUAAGGUUGCUCAUCUUCAAGAUGUCAUUCAAGAUUUGUCUGAGAAUCGCAUUCUAGGAAAUGAGGAUGUUGCCACGCUGCAGAGUCUUGGUGGGGCAAAAAAAGACUUGCUCAUGCGUCAACUGACACGUAAGUCUGGUGCAGCAGUGUCACCCACUUAUUCGCCAGAGCUCAGGGCAUUUGCACUGACGUUGCAUUUUUAUUCACCUAGAGCAUACCGAUAUGUACGAGCUACUUUUGACACAUGCCUUCCGCAUCCAAAGACUCUGUGCAAAUGGUACCAAUCCAUUGAUGGGGCUGCUGGGUUUUCAAAAGAGGCACUGACUGCAUUGGCUAUGAAGGAAUGCAACUACAUCUGA
Dermacentor silvarum is the source of this 1312-nucleotide messenger RNA. RefSeq lists its product as uncharacterized. The record is from RefSeq and is a predicted model, not a curated record. The coding region runs from base 494 to 1312 and encodes 272 amino acids. The transcript has 6 exons. NCBI's taxonomy places the organism in Eukaryota, Metazoa, Arthropoda, Arachnida, Ixodida, Ixodidae.